Messenger RNA from Phyllostomus hastatus (greater spear-nosed bat), 1628 nucleotides. RefSeq names its product FUN14 domain containing 2 (gene FUNDC2). The transcript has 5 exons. Gene Ontology annotation, biological process: autophagy of mitochondrion. The coding region runs from base 39 to 596 and encodes 185 amino acids. Lineage: Eukaryota; Metazoa; Chordata; Mammalia; Chiroptera; Phyllostomidae. Gene Ontology annotation, cellular component: mitochondrial outer membrane. The record is from RefSeq and is a predicted model, not a curated record.
GCGAGCCUAGCCCGCCCUCUUCCGCUGCGGCGCUGGGAAUGGAAACAUCUGCGCCACGUGCCGGAAGCCAGGUUGCGGCGAAAACAGCACGCCACUCCUUGUCCUACGGCGCUGAGCCUCCGCGGGAGUCAUCGCGAGACGAGAUCGCUGAAAUGGCCGCGUCCAGUCAAGGAAAUUUUGAUGCAUUAGACCUUGCAGAACUUGCUAAAAAGCAACCAUGGUGGCGCAAGCUAUUUGGCCAGGAGUCUGGGCCCUCAGCUGAAAAGUAUAGCGUGGCAACCCAGCUGUUAAUUGGAGGUGUCACUGGAUGGUGUACGGGUUUCAUAUUCCAGAAGGUUGGGAAGUUGGCUGCAACAGCUGUGGGUGGAGGAUUUUUUCUCCUUCAGGUUGCAAACCAUACUGGGUACAUCAAAGUUGACUGGCAACGCGUAGAGAAGGACAUGAAGAGAGCCAAGGAACAGCUGAAGAUCCGUAAGAGCAACCAUUUACCUACAGAGGUGAAAAGCAAAGCUGAGGAGGUGGUGUCAUUUGUGAAGAAGAAUGUUCUAGUGACUGGAGGAUUUUUUGGAGGCUUUUUGCUUGGCAUGGCAUCCUAAGGAGGACGACUCAUUGUUCCUGCUUUUUCCAACUAGCUGCCUCUUCACUCCAUCAUAGGACAUCAAGUCUUCUCUUCCUCCUCCUCUUCUCCUGUGCCUUUCUCCCCGCUGCAGCAUAUCUUGAACGGCUUCUGUAGGCAUCUGUUGGUACAAACUGAUACGGCCCUACUGUGAGCCUCAUGACAACAACGGAAGAGACAAUAGACAUUAACUCUCCUCCCAGAACACUCCCUAUUUGACUAAUCUGUAGGUCAACAGGAAUGUUCCUUUCCCCCUACGUAAGAUACUUACUAGAACUUACUGCAAGAUGGCUCACCAUGGACGAUGAGUGGAUCCUCAAAAGUUGUCCCAAACAAUUUGGAAAAGGCAUAACAAGCACAUAGAUAACCAUCUUAUGUGCUGCAUGGAAAGGAACUGAAUACAUUUGCCUUUAAGCAUGAAAGAUUUUGGUAUCUUGGUGUCUACUUUCUUUUUUAGUUGGUUUUAGAUUAUAGAAACAGAGAUAUUUAUACCUGAUAAAUUAACCUGACAGAAUAAUGGCACAAGUACUAUAAUUGAAAAAUUAUGAAUGUAGAAUGAACUUGUACUAAAGGUAUAUAUGCUGAACAGAAGAUACUGUGUUUGGUGGGAAAAUCUUUAGGGAAAUAACCAAUAGGUACAUCGUUGGAUAGUCAGAGUUAAUCAUUCAGGGGCAUUAAGAUAUUAUCCAGGAGGUGGGGGUUUCUACCAUAUAGGAUAAUGCUCAUGACUAUUCCCAAGGGUUUGUUUAUGGUAAAAGAAGUGACUUUAGGUGGGAGAAGGAAGAAGCUUUUGGGCUUUUCAUAAAAAAGAUUUUAGGCUUUGAAUUGUGAAGUAUUCUUUACUUGUCAAAACAUUGGAUGGUCAUAGUUCCUCUGCCAAUUCUAUUUCUUUGUCCAGUUAGCAUAAAAUACAUAACAUUUGAACCAGAGUUUUAAAGAGAUAGCAUUUUAGAUUUUCAGGAUUGAGAAUGGUGGCAAUAGCAUAUGUAAAAUAAAUUAUUCACAUCGUGAA